AUGGGUCUUCCUCCCUGCGAAUCAGCUGAAUCAUCACGUCGAGUGUUUUCCGUAAGCAAUCCAUUCGGUGGUGGCCCCGUGGGAGCACCAGCGGCUGCACAGGACACAAAGAUGCAACGCCUUCUUACCACUACGCAAGCUGGCGCAGAUGCUAUGCUCGUGCUUCUCGGGGAAACAUGUUUGGAUCGACCAGACUGCCUUGACCGUCUAACCACCUUGUUCAACGGAUACUGCGAUUGUCCUCCGGUCGCCUUCGUCCUCACGGGAAACUUUUUAGGCCCCAGUGCGAACGGACGAAGUUAUCCAGAGCGCGUGUCUAGUUUGCGUCAGCUGCUAAUUCAACUGAUCAUGGUGUACAAAAACGCAUUCCCAGACAUCGACACAUUGAGCCCAUCCCGUUGCCCCCACCUGAUACUGGUACCGGGCCCAACAGAUCCUGUAUGUGCACCGUCCAGUAUCCUGCCAAGGCCAGGUUUCCCUUUUCGCUUGUUCUCCGAUAUCUUGGACGGUCGUCGAGUAGGCAACGACGCAGCUGUGAAGUGUCCUCCAUGGCUUCACUUGACCUCAAAUCCGUGUCGAUUGCGGUUGUAUACUCGCGAAAUAGUUGUGUUUCGCGCGGAGUACUCUCGUUUGCUCAUCCGUCAUUGCAUUCACUUACCUGCGUUCUCAGAACCUCUGGAUGAUGCGGUGACCUCCAUCGAUCUUCAGCAAGACAGUGAGACACAGCUUCCAGAAUCUCAGCGCUCUGGAGACGAAAACACACCCACUGAUGACAAUUCCUCCACGUCCGUACGUGCACCGAAACCAAAGACUCCGGCAGAGCGGUUGGGAGCUGGACUUGCUCGCUGUCUGGCAAGCCAGGCACACUUGCUGCCCUUGAUGGGCCACAUAGCCCCGGUGUAUUGGGCCUUUGAUCAAGCCUUGAGCCUUCAGCCGCUGCCAGACCUUGUCGUGGCCGUGGAACCUCAGUCGUUGGCUGACUUGAAUUCCACAACCGCCAAUCCAAUCCAAACAGGCAACUGUCGUUUCAUUAAUCCGGAUCAAUUCGGACGAACCGUGCUGGCCGAGAGCACCGGCCUUCGUACCGAGUACGCUUUCAAGGUGUAUUAUCCGCUGACCGGUGUUGUCGAAAACAGUCGUUUACCAGAUUAA
This is a messenger RNA of Dicrocoelium dendriticum, 1152 nucleotides long. Lineage: Eukaryota; Metazoa; Platyhelminthes; Trematoda; Plagiorchiida; Dicrocoeliidae. The record is from the annotation of a GenBank genome assembly.